Molecule: messenger RNA, 1341 nt
Organism: Cannabis sativa
Lineage: Eukaryota; Viridiplantae; Streptophyta; Magnoliopsida; Rosales; Cannabaceae
Exons: 2
Coding region: 126-1148 (340 amino acids)
Cellular component (GO): chloroplast
Source: RefSeq, a predicted model, not a curated record
UUAUUUUGACUUGACUAGAUUCUGUUCACAAGAGAUUAACUGUGGAGAAAUCUUAUCUGUUUAUAUACCUUUUUUUUCUUGGCUACUGUACUGGUCAUCCAUUGAUACACCUAUAACCAACUACAAUGGCGUCCAAUCUUCUCAAAAUUCAAUUGCACACUACUCCAACUCCAAACACAAAAUUCGAAUCCCAACUCGCAAAUGCAUUCUCUUCUCUAUCUUCAUUUCGUGUUCAUCAUCACUGCCACCUCUCCUCCUCUACUACAAGCGUAUUUCAUAACCACAAAAACUCUUCGCCGUGGAUCAAGGUCCCGAUCAGAAGCUCCUUACCUUCUUCAAGCCCACCUACCUCAAAAGAAUCGGCCAUUCUCCAAGCCAAGACAUGCCUCUCAAGCACACUAGAAAAACCCCUCAAUAACACCAAGCUCACCAACAAGCUCAAGAGAGUGAAGCAACCCAGAUUCCGGGUCGAGAUUCCGGUCAUUGAUGACUCCCCGGAAUCUCUCUCCCGAUUAUCUUUCGAGGUGUUUGGAGAACUACCAUUCAAAAGAAAAGGCUCCCCAGUGAACAUCUUAAUCAUUUGGCCUAAUGAUUCCUACAAAGAAGCUGCUUUGAGAGUGUUCGAGUCUUACCCUUCAUGCCCAGUUGACCACGUUGACUUUUCUUCCCUCACUACCGGUGGUUUGAGCUCUGCAGACGUGGCAGUGUUUCUAGCUCCGGAGGUAAAAGAUUUGGGGAAUGUGAAGAGUGUUUCGGAUGAUUUUUACCCGAGGCCCGUGGUGGUAUUCAACCCCAGAUGGGCUUUUGAGGAGGAGAGUGAGUUUGGGGAGCUGAGUAGCUUUGUGGGGUCUUUUGAAGUGGUGUAUUCUUUCAUGGGUUUGGAGGUGAAAGGAAUUUUGAGCAAAAGAAGAGGAGUGAUUUUCAAGUGCGUAAGAAAUGGAGUUGUGAGUGGUGAGAAGUGGUCUGUGCUUGUUGAAGAAGAAGAAGGAGAGUUGAGGGUCAUCUCCAAGUUCAAAGCUCGGCCAUCAAUUGGUGAAGUUGAGAAUGUUUUGUAUAAUUUGAUGGCCGUCAACUCACCGGUGACCAAGUCUGUGAAGUUCUUGAAAGAUUUGGUGUCUAAUGUCACUGGAAAGAAAAAACAUACUUAAGACUUUGGACUUUGACGGAACAGAGUUUCUAAAUGGAAAACGACACUACCUCUCUUCUCUUCAUUUCCAUCUCUCUAUACGAUGUGCUGUUAGGGAAUAGGGACUUUGAUUGUUGGAGUAAAAGUACAGAAACCUCAUAUUCCAUUUCUACCAAAAAUCAAAAUUAUGGGGGUACCUUCACAAUGAUCCUUUU